This is a messenger RNA of Bradysia coprophila, 2995 nucleotides long. It is a transcript of the gene vri, whose product is annotated as nuclear factor interleukin-3-regulated vrille. Gene Ontology annotation, cellular component: nucleus. The record is from RefSeq and is a predicted model, not a curated record. Lineage: Eukaryota; Metazoa; Arthropoda; Insecta; Diptera; Sciaridae. Gene Ontology annotation, molecular function: DNA binding; DNA-binding transcription factor activity. Gene Ontology annotation, biological process: circadian rhythm; regulation of DNA-templated transcription.
AUUCGUUGAUCAACAUCGCGCAACAGCGGAACGAAGUAUACACGAACAGAAAAAAACGGUUUCCUUUUAAAAAUUCAAAUUUGGUGGAAGUGAGAUGAUCGUUUUGGUAAAAAAGUGCUGUUGAUUUGAUGACAGUUAAGAAUAUUAUGAAACUAUUGAAGACGUUAAAUUAAUUGAAGAAAAUAACGCAUUGAUUAAUGAGUGUGUGUUGUUAAAAUUAUAAAUUUUACAACAAAAAUAAAGGAUAAAAUAGACAACCCGGUGCAUAUAAAAGGAUAAUAACUUCACCUGCAACAGAGAUCAUUUGAAUUGCUGACAAUUGUUCAAAAUGCUGACAGAUCCAGGUGUAUUUCCAUCAUCAGAUGUUAUACGGCAACGAAUGAUGGUUGCCGAAUUUGUAGCCCGACAGCAGUCCGGCUCACCUGUUAACGGUGAGACACCAAAUCAAAAUCACAACAACUCAAAUAUGCCGAACGGAAUGCCAUCGCCUAACUCUUACGGACACGACAACUCACACAAUUCAAUGCUAAUCGGUCCCGGCCCAAUGUCGCCAAACAGUGAAGAUGGAUUUCCGCCCGGUUACGACAUUGCCGCUCACAUAAAACGAAAAGAGUUAUUCACACAACGGAAGCAGCGUGAAUUCAUACCAGACAAUAAGAAGGAUGACAGCUAUUGGGACCGACGCCGGCGAAAUAAUGAAGCAGCCAAGCGAUCCAGAGAGAAGCGACGUUUUAACGAUAUGGUUUUGGAGCAACGAGUCGUUGAAUUGACUAAAGAGAACCACGUUCUGAAGGCCCAGUUGGAUGCAAUUAAAGACAAAUAUGACAUUUGCGGAGAGAAUUUAGUCGACGUGGCCACAAUCAUGGCUACACUACCAACAGCCGAACAAGUAUUAAGUAUCACAAAACGGGCCAAACUCAACAAUGGCGUACCAUCAUCCAUAAUAUAUCCACAAUCACCAAGCCCAGUACCCACAUCAGUUAUCCAUCAACCAGUUUCCAUGGACCAUUCACCAUCUCCAAUUCACCACCACUACCUAUCCCGCGCAUCCAGUCCACAUCCCAAUGAGCAAUCCUCGUAUAUGCGCGAGUCUGAGUCAUAUGCCCACUACAGCAAUUAUCCGUCGAUUAUUCCGAAUGGCAAUGGAAAUGGCAUGAUUGACCAACCGUUCGACAACGCAUCAAAUGCAUCAACGAACGUUUUAAAUCUUUCACGUCGUGCGCCCUCACCUUAUGAAAUAUCAAGUGGUACAGGUUCCGGUGCCGGUUCUGGUGACGACGAACACAGUGAAGUUCAAUCACCCGACAUGAAUAACAGUUUGCCAUUAAAAUUACGACACAAAUCCCAUUUGGGCGAUAAGGAUGCGGCAACAGCACUGCUAGCAUUACAACAUAUCAAACAGGAACCCAGUUCCAGACUAUCACCGCCGUGGGACGGAGAAGGCAGCAGUGACGAAAGAGAUUCGGGCAUUUCAAUCGAUACAGGCGAUUGGAAUAUGCAACGAAAAAUUGUUUUGCCGGUGGUUGGGGCUGGAAGUGUCUCAGUGACUGGUAGUGAGAAGGAAGAGAAUAUCCAUUUGAAAAGUCAAAUUGCUAGGCUAGAAUCGGAGGUAGCAACAAUAAAAAAUUUAAUGAUAAUGAAUACCAGUGGCGUAGCAACGGCACAGUAAAUUGAUUCAAUUAAUAAGAAAGAUAGAAAUGGAAUUAUGGAAAGUAACUAAACGUGCAGGGAUUUUUUUUUUGUAAAGAAAAAGUAAAUGUGUUAAAUGAGAGUCCUAUAAGAAGAUUAACUAUUAUGAAAUACAAACCUAUGUUUUUAUCGCGUGUACAGACACACUGCUAGUUUAUAUACAUAUUACCUACAUAAUCCUAAAAAAUAUAUUAAAAGAAACACAUAAAAAAUCAGUCCACUGAAACAUGGACUUUAAACAAUUUUUUUUACCUAAAACUUUUAAACUUAUGCUGUGUCGAUUUACCCCAUAUAAUUAAUAAAAAAAUAAAUAUUUUUUUACACUGAAAAUACAAAAGAAAAAUAAGACAAAAAAUAUAAAAAAAAUCAAACCAACAGUAAACUAAAAAAUAUAUUUUAUUUAAAAGGGAAACAAACAAAAAAAUCAUCCAAAAAAUUUAGAAACGAAAAAAUAGAGCCAGAAAAUUGAGAUAUUUUUUAUACAAUUUUGUGAGCAGAAACAAUAGAAGAAAUAUUUUUUUAAAUGAAAGAUGUAGAAAAUAUCGUUAGAAACGAAUAAAAUAUUCAGGUCAUUAAGUGAUUGUUUGCAAUGAAAUAUGUGUCUUAAGUACCAUCAAAGAUGGAGAAUAUAAGAUUUUAUUGGAAAUUGAUAGCAUGAAGGCAUAGAUCAAGGGAAGCAUUUACUUUCCGUUUUCUCUUGUUUUUUUUUUUUACUUAGACUGACGAGACAUUGUCAGUAGAAGUCAGUUUUUAUUUUCUAGUGUUAUGCAAACUAAGGAUGGACUGACCGAAAAGCUUCCGUUGGUCACUCAUUGGUAUUGCAUUUAAAGUGAUCAUCCAAAUUAAUUUGAUUGAAAAUUAUUAAAAGUUUAUUUAAAUAGAAAGACUGCUAAAUAAAUGCAAAUUUUUGUGAGACACUAGCGGUUUCUUAUUGACCGAUGGGAAGAGUGGAUUUGGUAGAAUUUUAAGCCGGUUUGCAAUUUUUGUUUUAGAAAAGUCUCUCAUUUUAUCGAUCUGCCAAGGUAACGAAAUAUUUAGUGACUUCCAUUUAGUUUGCAUCGGAGAGUUAGCUUAAUUUUACAUUGAUAAAAGCUCUCCAGUUUAAAGAGUAGUGUCAAAGCUUCGUUUCCUGGAAAUAUUUUUCCUCGGAGUUAAAAGGUGAAUCACGACAAAUUUCAAUCGCUCAGUUCUUCAUUUUCAAGAUGUAAUUUUCUAUUAGAAAAAUUUUAUUUUGAUUUUUGUUUAGUCAUUGUGUAUUGUUAGGUUUCCUCAAUUACACCAUACACAUUGAGUUAUUUUUAAUAAA